AAUACUCAAAAUGUUAGGAUCAGUUCGGUGGAACUUGUGAUAGAAGUCCGAUAGCAUACGGGUUGAUCGUCUUGAUUCUAAAUUUAAGUACUCAGUCUUAAAAAGAAUUAUUAACGAUUUUAUUUUAUUUAUUUUUGUUUUUGGUUCGAAACGAGAUUGAAACGCGAUCGCUAAUAAAGUGUUGGUUUUUUUUCUUGAUACCAUUAAAAUUAUAAACAAAAAUAUUUUAAUUGAUAUUUUAUUGUGUUUUAAAUAAAUGAUUAUUAUAAAAGAAAUAAGAAAAUAGUUUGAAAUAAAAUUAAGUUUGUGUAAUUUAUGCAGAAAUGGCACAUUUUAAUCCAUCAAGUUGUGGAUAUUAUGAUGAAUAUAGUGCUUAUAAUAAUUACAACAAUGUGUACCCGCAUCAGGAGUAUCAUAUACAAGCGGAUUAUGAAUAUAAAUAUGACCUCUUCGAUGCUAAAGUUCCACCUUCGCAACGUUCAUCCGGAUUUCACAUAUCGGAUAUUUUGAAUUUAGACGGUGCCGACCUGAAAGUUAAUGGUGCCGAAGGUGCGGGUGUUAUUGCUGCUGCUGGAGCAACAGCAGUACCCAGUGAAGUCACAGUCCCUCCUGUAAUUGUAAAUAAUAAUAAUAAUAGUACGAGCAAUAACAAUAAUAGUUUGAAUCAUCAAAAUUCAACGGAUGGCAGUGAUUCGGCCGACGCACAAAGCAAUAACAAUAAUAACAAUAACAAAUCCAGUGCCGACGGCAACCAUGAUGUGAACGCAAGCAAUCAUCAAAUUCAUGGAGCAGCGGUAGCAGCAGCCGCUGCGCAUUUAAUUGGAGCUAGUGGCCAUAAUACUGGACAAUAUUUGACUGCGAAUGGAAGUUUCAGUGAGGAUAUGGCAACGUAUCCUUUGACGCAUCCAAUGCUACAUCCUGGACGGCCUUGGAUGAAGGAAAACGAUCUUUAUGGUAUACAACAAACAGCCAGUCCAGACAGCACGUCGCCAGUAACUUCCGAGGUCUCCUACACCUAUAUCGGUUCCAACUCUAACUGCCAAACAUCACCAGCGCUAUCUUCCGACUACAAGACCUACAGUCGAUCUGCCGACGAAUCCACAGAUCAACUUCAAAACCUCUCCAAUCCAAAUGCAACCAUCAACAAGAACAGCGAUGACAGUAUCAUUGAAGAUGGCAUCGAUGAAGAAAUAAUCGACGAUGAAAACGAUCAAGACUCGUCAGGAGGUGCUGGCCAAGAUCCAUCUGUCCCGCAUAAAAAACGAAAACGUCGAGUUCUCUUCACCAAAUCACAAACAUACGAACUUGAACGAAGAUUUCGCCAACAAAAGUACCUAACUGCCCCAGAGCGUGAACACUUGGCCAGCUUGAUACGAUUAACUCCAACUCAGGUAAAAAUCUGGUUUCAAAAUCAUCGAUAUAAGACAAAACGUGCCCAAAACGAGAAGGGCGUUUAUGAUAUGAACGGUUCAAUGCAUCCUCAUCCGCAUCAUCCGUCGGCGCUACCAUCGCCACGAAGAGUGGCUGUUCCGGUUCUAGUCAGAAAUGGAAAAUCCUGCCUGGAUGGCAAGCCACAGGAUUGUUUAACCUCAUCGAUGCAAUCGCAUCAUCAUUUGGUGCUGUCGGCAAAUGGGGCUUAUCAACAUGGUUUACUUCCGCCGCCAGGUCAUCCAAAUCGUGGUUGGUGGCCUUAAUGGUUCUAGAAGAAUCGUUUGACGAUUGGAAAUGAAAUAAAAAAAGGCAAAAAAAAACAAAAUAAAUACAAAAAGUAGUGCGACUCGAAUAUUGGACAAUAAAUUAAACAAAAACAAAAAAAUUAAAUCAGAGAUCAAAAGAAUUUAUAGGAUUUGUGAAUUUAGUGCAAUAAAGUAGGUGAAAAAUAUAAAUUUAACAAAUCGCUCCUAAAUGCACUGCAAAUAAAUAAAUGGCUGCCGCUGGCUUGGCGCCAAAAAAAUGAGAAAACAAAAACGAGUACAUAACUAAUCAAUAAACAAAAAUAAUAAAUAAUAUUUAUUCAUUCUAUAACUGUUGUCUUUUGUAAAUAUUUACCAAUUUUUUUUUUCUUAAUUCAAAUUCAAUCUGUUAUUAUAUGAGUGUAAAUAGUAAUUUGUUCAUAAUUUAUAAUAAUAUAUAACUAACUUUUAAUACUGUAUAGGUUAGAGUAUGUACA
This is a messenger RNA of Episyrphus balteatus (marmalade hoverfly), 2170 nucleotides long. RefSeq names its product homeobox protein vnd (gene vnd). Gene Ontology annotation, cellular component: nucleus. Lineage: Eukaryota; Metazoa; Arthropoda; Insecta; Diptera; Syrphidae. The coding region runs from base 324 to 1694 and encodes 456 amino acids. Gene Ontology annotation, biological process: regulation of transcription by RNA polymerase II; cell differentiation. Gene Ontology annotation, molecular function: DNA-binding transcription factor activity, RNA polymerase II-specific; RNA polymerase II cis-regulatory region sequence-specific DNA binding. The record is from RefSeq and is a predicted model, not a curated record. The transcript has 3 exons.